UAUCUCAUCUCUCGAAUCUCUCACUAUUUGUCUCGCUCUCUCUUUCUUUCUCUUUCCAUCUAUCUAUCUAUCUCUUUCUCUCUCUUUGACUCCGCACGCAUGUGAGUGCGAAAUAAUGUAUCAGAAGAUGAUCGAAAUUUCGCUAGAUGACGCUAAUUAAAGCUUACCAGUUUUCGAGGACUUGUGCAACUUAUAUCCAGGGUCAAUCUCCUCAGCCUCGUGUGCGAGAAUACUUUUACUACAUCGAUCAUCAAGGAAUGCUUUUUCUGGAUGAUGUUCGCAUAAGGAAUUUUACAUCGUGCUUCAAAGACAAAAAAUUUCUAGCAUUCUUCUUUAAGCAUCUGAAAGUUAAUAAUACUGGUCGCUACACAAAUGAUUUCCCAUUUUUGUCUAUCUGUGGUGUAGAAAGAAAUUAUGUAAGAUGUGAUGAUCUACCCUUAGUUUUUACCAAAGUAAUCCAAAGGCAUAAUGUGGAAACUAAUGCAGAUGAAGAUUGGUUCAGUUAUGCACAUGCAGAUGAUUUGUUAAUGGUGCCAUUUGAGCCACAAAAAUUGUUUAUGAACAUUAAUACAGGAAGAGUGUACCAUCCUGCACCAGAAAAAACAGGUGGGAUUGGCUUAGUGAGAUCGAACAUGGCUAUCGAAUUCAGUACUUUCUUCGAUUUCGAAAACGGUCAAGAAAAUGCGCCAACGCAUUUUGUAUGGAGAGAUAAACGAUACGAGCUUGAUAUAAUAUGGUACAAAGACAAAUUGAUACAAGGAAAUAGGCAAAAAUAAUGAAAUUUUCAAUGAAAAUCAAGAAACAAAGAUGAAAUAACGAAGGUAACAAAUUUUCAAGGCAAAGAUGAAAAUAAUUUUAAAUACUUGAAAAUACUGCACUGCAAAAUGAAUAGAAACAGCUGAUUAUGUUAUGAUUGAUAG
This is a messenger RNA of Camponotus floridanus (Florida carpenter ant), 920 nucleotides long. Its product is annotated as UPF0598 protein CG30010. NCBI's taxonomy places the organism in Eukaryota, Metazoa, Arthropoda, Insecta, Hymenoptera, Formicidae. The transcript is spliced from 6 exons. The record is from RefSeq and is a predicted model, not a curated record. Bases 147 to 776 code for a protein of 209 amino acids.